Molecule: messenger RNA, 1704 nt
Organism: Pararge aegeria (speckled wood butterfly)
Lineage: Eukaryota; Metazoa; Arthropoda; Insecta; Lepidoptera; Nymphalidae
Product: opsin, ultraviolet-sensitive-like
Exons: 3
Coding region: 1-1704 (567 amino acids)
Biological process (GO): visual perception; G protein-coupled receptor signaling pathway
Cellular component (GO): membrane
Molecular function (GO): G protein-coupled receptor activity
Source: RefSeq, a predicted model, not a curated record
AUGACACCCGCUACUAAAAUUAUAGUCAUAAUAUUCUUGAUGGAGAUAAAGUGUAAAAACGUUGACACAUUACCGGAGGUGAAAAGUGAAGUAGAUUCAAUUAAAGGCAACUUGAAAAAAAGUGUCGUCAACUAUUUCAUUUGUUUUGAUUCUUACAAAUGUAACAGUGAGAUUUUGUGGCGUUGUUUCAAUUUAAAAAUGUGGAAAAAGCGUAAAAGAGUGUAUGAUAUCGUAUCCAAGUCUGUCAAGUUGAGACUGAAGAGGAAUGCAGUGGACUUUGACGUUGGGUAUGUCAUACGCGGCAAAAGUUCUAAUGACGGAGAAAUCGUAAAUAAGCCAACAGAGUCUGUGUUAAUCCGGAGAUUUAAGGAGCGAUGGCCUAUAUACCUGUGGCGUCAGUAUGGACUAUUUACGGACGACUACCUUCAGAACAUAAACCCCCACUGGUUGCGCUUUCCACCCCCGGACCCUCUGGUGUAUCGCGCACUGGGAGCUCUCUAUAUAGUGUUGGGAGUAGCUGGCAUCUUCGGGAAUUUUAUGGUCGUCUUUAUGUACUUUAGAUGCCGCACACUUCGAACUCCCGGAAAUAUUCUGGUGGCCAACCUAGCGCUCAGCGACUUCCUGAUGUUAGCAAAGACACCGAUUUUUAUUUUCAAUUCAUUUAACCUAGGCCCAGCGCUGGGAAAGUAUGCUUGCGUGGUGUACGGAUUCGUCGGUGGAUUAAGUGGUACGACGUCUAUAGCCACCCUCACCGCCAUUGCUCUGGACCGCUACUGGGCCAUAGUGCACCCUCUGGAACCUCUGAGGGCGCUGACAGCUAUCCGCGCUCGAUUAUUCGCCGUCGGUGCCUGGCUCUACGCCGGAAUCUUUUCUACCAUACCAGCUUUAGAUAUAGGAUACGGCCACUAUGUACCUGAAGGGUUUCUCACAAGCUGUAGCUUUGAUUACCUAACAGACGAAAUCCCACCUCGCUAUUUUAUUUUUGUAUUUUUUUGCGCCGGCUGGCUUGCCCCUUUAUGCAUAAUAUCCUUUUGUUAUACGAGAAUUCUGUGCAUUGUUUCUGGCACAAGAAAUAUGUCAAGCAAGAAUCAAGAGCAAAGACUUUCAUCAAGGCACGUAAAGGAGCAAACAAAACGCAAAGCAGAACUUAAAUUGGCAUUCCUUGUGAUAGUUGUUAUAGCAUUAUUCUUUGUUUCGUGGACGCCUUAUGCUGUAAUCGCAUUACUUGGCAUAUUUGGAAAAAGAGACUUAAUAACGCCUCUGACAUCAAUGAUACCAGCUCUAUUUUGCAAAACUGCUGCCUGCAUUAAUCCUUUCAUUUAUAUAAUCACUCAUCCCAAAUUCAAGAAAGAACUCCAGAAGCUUCUAUUCAGAGACAAGUCUCGACGUAUGAAUGGAACAUUUAAGACUACCGUAGGCACCGAAGCAUGUAAGAAUCACAGACAAAGUCAAGACUUUAGCGAAACUGAUGUAGAAGUGAUAGAAAUGAAAGACAUUCCAUAUAACAUCCCGAAUUUACGGAUGCAUAAUAUAGAAACCAUAUCGUCUAGAGUUUCCGAAAGACAAGGGUCACAAAGGUCCCAAGGAAGCGUAAGCAUGAAAAGUUUUGAAGAACAGGUUGUUCCCCCGCCAUCUUGGUAUUCGAAGCCAGAGUUCUCAAAAAAAAGAAGUUUUCAUCGACGUUUAACUAAAAGCUCGUUUUGA